AUGAGCACAAAAAUUGAGAACUCAGAAUAAUUAUAUUCGGAAUUAACUGAUUAAGGAGAUGAAUCCAACAUAUUAAUAAGUAAUCAAGAUCCUAUAACUUUGUAUAAUAAAGUAAAUAUUCAAUCAUUAGUCUAGUUUAUUAAAGUAUAUAAUGUAGAUGAUAAUAAAGUUAAUGGAAUAACUUUAAGAUAUAUGAUAUAAAGUAAAGUGGUUUAAUUCAUUCAUAACUAUUUAAGGAAUUAUUUGGGAAUGGCUGUCUUUUUAUUAAUUUUGAUUCUGCUUCCUUUUAUUAAUCUAUUAUUUUACAUCUUGCUUUUAGUAGCUUGGGUUAGAUUAUCUUAAAAUUAUGCAAUAUUUUAAUAGAAUAUAGGUAAUAAUUAAAAACAAUAUUUAGGACAGGUAAUGGAUCCUUUUGCAAAUAUGAUUGAAAAUUCAGAUCUUUGUGAAAUGAUGAAAAAAAAUUAUGUAAUCUUUGAUAUGGAGAUUAAAGAAAAUGAAGGUUUGCACUUUUCUACAAAGGUUAAGGAAAUGAUUAAAAAUAGAUCAAAUGGAAACAAUAAAAUUAAAUAUACAAUCUAUAAUCAAACAUUAAAAGAAUAAUUUUAUGGAUAUCCUAAUUCUAGAAUAACAUAUUUUAAAUGGAUUUUAGUCUCAACUCUAAUCAUAAUAGCUCAAUUAACAUUAAUGAUCAUAUAUUUUUCUAAGAUUUGA
Molecule: messenger RNA, 711 nt
Organism: Paramecium pentaurelia
Lineage: Eukaryota; Ciliophora; Oligohymenophorea; Peniculida; Parameciidae
Source: the annotation of a GenBank genome assembly